AUGUCGAUAGACCUUAACUGGGAAACGGUCACGGGCGGCCCCGAUGGGCAGGAGCUGGCAGACCAGAUCCGGGACUUUAUUCACACCAAGUUCCAGUCCGUGCCUCUACCGCGCUUCAUCAAAUCUGUCACGGUGCACGAUUUUCAGUUCGGCGUCAUUCCACCCGAGCUUGAACUCAAGGAUAUCACCGACCCAUUACCAGACUUCUACGAAGACCAUGUCGAUUCCGAUGUGGCUUCUGACGACUCGGAAGGAGAGGAAGAUGCCGUAGACAACAAUCUUGCACCGCCAAGCCAGGGCGAGCGCCAUCAGCGAACAGACGAUUCAGAGGCCUUGGGUGGUGAUGUUCGAAAUCUCGGUCAUCUUCCCCCGCACCUUAUGUUCGGCAGUCCUGGGGGUCCCGGGGGUCCUGGGAUGGGAAGUUUACGGAACGGUGACAUGGGCAGCCCGUUCAUGCGUGUGUCGACACCUGGGAUUCCCGGUGGGACUUCCAACUUGCACUACUUCCACUCACACCUCGGGGGUGGGCUUUCUGGAACGCAAACCCCUCUCGCCGCAGUAGCCGGAGCCCAGCAUCUCAGCACCGCCAACUGGCUCGAAGGCCACGGGCAUAGCUCCUCCGUACCGAACCUCACCCACUUUGGCAAUCCUGGAGGAGCUGGUACGAGCCCUCGCCGACAGCCCGAACGAAACCACAGCCGCAACCCAUCCCAGGGCUCCAUUUCCGUCGCAGACCUGAACCCCAACAGCCUCGCACCACCUUCGUCAUCCACCCUAGGCGUCCCCUCCCUCAAGGAGAAACACAGCACCACUCCGGCCCCAGGCUCAGCCACCGCCCUCAGCGGCAGCAACGAACAGCAGCAACAGCAGCAGCCGCAAGACAACGACGACGGCCACCCGCGGUGGCGCGAGCAGCGCAUCGACGACAUGCAGGCCGUGUUCCGGAUCCGCUAUGCCGGCGACGUCAAGCUGCUGCUGACGGCCGACAUCCUGCUGGACUACCCGAUGCCGAGCUUUGUCGGCAUCCCCGUGCGGCUGAGCAUCACGGGCCUGACCUUUGACGGCGUCGGCGUGCUGGCCAAGAUCAGGAAGCGCGUGCAUUUUUGUUUUCUGAGCCCCGAGGACGCGGCCGCCGCUGUUGGUGGUGAUGGGGAGGAGGGGCUGUCUUCUCCUGGUGAGGGGCCAAGUCAGGCACAGGGACAGGGACAGGGACAGGGACAGGGACAGGGACAGGGGCAGACUCCGGGGGCGGGGCAGCAGAAGCAGCAGAAGAAACAGGCUGGGUGGGUUGGGUCGGGAAAUACUAAGCUUGGAGGGUUGUUGCAGGAGAUUAGGGUGGAGAGUGAGAUUGGGCAAAGGGAGAGCGGGAGACAGAGUCUGAAGAAUGUGGGUAAGGUGGAGAGGUUUGUCCUGGAGCAGCGUACCGCUGGUGUUCCCCGCCGCGGCUGGCGUAGGGGCGGCACCAGAGCUGGCCGUUACGGCAGUCGAGGGCAUGCCCACCCGGAUCCUCUCGGUUGCGCGGGGGACUUCGAGCUGUAUGGUCAAAGCCCAGUCAGCUUCCCUAAAAAGUCAAUCUGCCGUUCCAGCACCAAGACAUACAUCCCACUCGGCCUUGAACUCCUCCAACCCCACAAAUGCCUUUGCUACCGUUUCAUCGGCAACCAGGGACUUGUACUGCUUCAGCGACCGCUCGCAGAUCUCGGUGUAAUCGGCCUCGGGGAUGGCAUCUUUCAGAAACGCUUUCUCGAGCUCAUCGAUCGUGACUAUGAUGCUGAAGAUCUCGGCGAGGGAGUCCUGUAA
Messenger RNA from Chaetomium globosum CBS 148.51, 1800 nucleotides. RefSeq lists its product as uncharacterized. Gene Ontology annotation, cellular component: ERMES complex. The record is from RefSeq and is a predicted model, not a curated record. The coding region runs from base 1 to 1800 and encodes 599 amino acids. The transcript has 3 exons. Gene Ontology annotation, biological process: phospholipid transport; mitochondrion organization. Lineage: Eukaryota; Fungi; Ascomycota; Sordariomycetes; Sordariales; Chaetomiaceae. Gene Ontology annotation, molecular function: lipid binding.